Messenger RNA from Sinocyclocheilus grahami, 1335 nucleotides. RefSeq names its product transmembrane protein 150C-like. Lineage: Eukaryota; Metazoa; Chordata; Actinopteri; Cypriniformes; Cyprinidae. The transcript has 7 exons. The coding region runs from base 180 to 923 and encodes 247 amino acids. Gene Ontology annotation, cellular component: plasma membrane. The record is from RefSeq and is a predicted model, not a curated record.
UCAUAAAGUAAUCUGUAAUGGACUAACAUUUGUAAGGAAAAAAUAUAAAAAAAAUAUAAAAAUGGGGCAGCCACUGUUGCACUUUAAAUGUGAUGCAUUUGUUAGAGUAUGAAUGUAGGAUGUUAGAAUAUGCUGUUGGUUUUAUUGCAGGGCUGUUUUAUUGACGUUCACAAGGAGACAUGAGGAAGUGCAGCCCAUGGGUGUUUCUGCCUGUAAUGUUUUCUUUCUUCACAGCUGCUGGUCUCUGGGUGGUGUAUUUCAUUGCUGUGGAGGAUGAGAAAAUCACCCCACUCAGUGCAGAGUACAAGAGGUCAGAAUCGAAAUCUCCUCCAUAUAUCAGCAUCGCAGGCAAUGCUCCACCUGCCAGCUGUGUGUUCAGUCAAGUCAUGAACAUGGCAGCCUUUGUAGGCUUCAUUCUGGGAGUGCUGCGAUAUCUGCAGCUGAAGCCGAGAGUGCAUAAACCCUGGCUCAACAUCGGCAGUCUGGUGGCUUUGUCUCUUGCCUGCUUUGGUAUGACUUUAGUUGGGAAUUUCCAGCUGUCCAACGAUGAGGAGCUGCACAACAUUGGCACGUCCAUGACCUUUGGCCUAGGAACACUGUUCUGCUGGGUCCAGUCUUUCAUGACCCUAAAGGUCAACCUGAGGAAUGAAGGCAGGCGAGCAGGAAUCCCUCGCUUCCUGUUGUCCGGAGCUGUAACUUCCUGCAUGCUGCUUUACUUCACUCUGAUGGCUCAGCGGCUGCACAUGCAUGCGGCCCGUGCUCAGUGGGCGCUGGUCAUGUUCUUCCUGACGUACCUGGCCACGUUCGCCAUUGAGUUUCGCCACUACCACUUCGAGAUCGUCUGCAGCGACGAGCAGGAGCCUCCACUCAGCCUCUCCGAAAGCUUCUCCGAGGUCUCCGAGUACCAGUCUGACCAGCUCUAGUCUCUUCCAGCGUUCAGUCCUGCAUGUCAGCUGAAUGUAAUCUCUCUAGAAAGGCCUCCGGACGAGUACGUCUUUUGAAUGUGUAGAUAGGCUUUCGCAAAAGCAACAAAUUCACGAAAUGCACAAGGAUUUACUGUGACGUGUUCCACGUUUGUGUGUCAGAUGAGCGAAGCAACAAGGACACUUCCAAGGAGAACAUCUGAAUACAGGAACAGUUUUUGGCAAGAUAAUCUGUUAAGAAACAUUCGGUUUAUAUUCUGUUGUUGUCACUUCAAAUCCGUACGCUGUUAUUUUUUCUGUGGAAGAUCUAAGAGCUUCCGAAGAAGCUUUACACCGCGUACAGAUUUGGAAACUUCAUUUAAAGGGACAGUUCACCCAAAAAUUAAAAUUUGCUCAUCAUUUACUCACCCUC